Drosophila virilis is the source of this 1755-nucleotide messenger RNA. The record is from RefSeq and is a predicted model, not a curated record. NCBI's taxonomy places the organism in Eukaryota, Metazoa, Arthropoda, Insecta, Diptera, Drosophilidae.
CCGUCCGUCCGUAUGUAUGAACGCAAGGAUCUCAAAACCAGUAAGAGCUAGAAGUUUUGAUAUAAGAACGUAUUCAGCAAACUUUACAAGUAGCUUCUUAAAUAAUAAUAACUAUAUAUAUAUAUAAAUAUAUAUAUACAUAUAUAUAUUUAGUACAUAUCAUUUUAAAGCUAUCGCCAGCUAAUCGCUAGCCCCAUACAGAUAACUAUUCACAUAUUUUAUUAUUUAUCUAUUAACCGAUUUAAGCCACAAAUUGAAGGCAAUUGUUUGUUAUACGUAUGUUCAAAAGCACAUUAAGAUCUACUGUUGAAAAUUUCAUCAAGAUCGAAACGAGCUCGUUGGUAGAAGAGGGUUGAGGCAAAGACAAUAUAAACAAGUGUUUAUGUUGUCUUUGGUUGAGGGUAUCCACUAGUCGGGAACUCCCGCCUAUAGCCUCUUACUUGAUUUUUUUUUAAAGACACUUUUAAGCGCUUUCGAUAACCUUAAGCCUAAUUAAAUUCAGAACGCUGAGCAAUUAACAUAAUUUACAUUUUAAAGCUUGCCUGCAAUCAAAUAGACACAACAUGUUACAGUUUCAGCUACACUUGAGACUCGUAUCUGUGCGAAGCUUAAAAUGAGUUCUUAUAGAAUGAAAAUAAUGUUUUUAAUAUCGAUUACAUUGGUUAAUUGUUUUCCAACCGAUACAAAUAGUGAAGACUGUGAAUACGACUGUGUUCCCUUCGAGGAAUGUAAACAUUUAAAAUAUUAUGCGGAAUUUACGCAAUCAGAAAAUGGAGUUAAAUAUUGCAGUGAUAAAGAUAAUAUAGUUUGCUGUUGGAACAAUGAAAAGAAAGUUAUUGCCGAAAAAAAAUGCUUGGAAUUUACAAAGAUUAGAGACUUUUGCUCUAGGGAACCGCUCAUUAUGAAUGGAAGUCAACCAACACCGCAUGCAUUUCCUUUUAUGGCCUUGAUACAAAAUAGACUGUUAAAUCAAAGUCAAUAUGAAUCACAUUGCGGUGGCACGUUAUUAAAUUCAAUGUUUGUUCUCACGGCGGCACAUUGUGUGGAUAAAAUCAAAUUUCCGGAUAGGGAAUUUUCUGUGCUGUUAGGAGCCCAUGAUUCAAAUAAUUCCGGCACGCGGUUUAAUGUGACAGAAUUUGUUCAUCCAAACUUUACUACAGAUGAUCCUUAUGCUGAUCUUGCCCUGUUGAAACUGCACAAUGAGGCGGAUAUUACAACAAAAUUUAUAAAGCCAGCCUGCCUAUCCACAUCUACUAGCAGUACAACUGGAGAAUAUACUGUUGGUGGUUGGGGGUAUCAUAAUAAUCAAAACCGAUCAAAUGUGUUGUUAAUUGGAACAGUGGUUAAAACAGAUUCGAAAAACUGUCCUGAUGAUCUAACUUUCAAUAUGGAUAAACAAAUUUGUGCAGGACCCAAAAAUGAUUUGGGAGAUGUUUGCAAUGGAGAUUCUGGUGGUCCAUUGUUUACCAUUCAUAAUGAUAAUGAUUGCCUUUUUGAGGUCUUUGGUGUUCUGUCUGGUGGUGCUCUAUGUACCUUGAGGUAUUCAUUUUCAAGUCAUACUUUAGUUUCCUUUUAUCGUGAAUGGAUAGAGAGUAUAGUAUGGCCAGAUGAAACACAAUAUAUCUUAGAGGACUAAAAAUGUCUCUACUAAAUUGAUCACAACAAGACUUUCGUACCAUUUUAACUGCUUCACUUUUAUACAACUUAAUGUUCGUAAUAAAUUGCUUACUAAUUCUAAUGUGAUUAAUACCUUUA